This is a messenger RNA of Corylus avellana, 944 nucleotides long. Its product is annotated as putative ribosome biogenesis protein RLP24. NCBI's taxonomy places the organism in Eukaryota, Viridiplantae, Streptophyta, Magnoliopsida, Fagales, Betulaceae. Gene Ontology annotation, molecular function: structural constituent of ribosome. The record is from RefSeq and is a predicted model, not a curated record. Gene Ontology annotation, biological process: ribosomal large subunit biogenesis. Gene Ontology annotation, cellular component: nucleolus.
UCAGUCCGACUCAGCCCAGCCCGUUAUCCAUCCCCGCAUAAACCCUAACUCGGGCGAGGGAGGUAUUCCGUCGGCUACGAUCUGUGGUUUUGUUUCCGUUCGAAGGAAUUUGGAUUUGUUAGUAAGUUGAAAAUUAGAUGAGGAUAGAGAAGUGUUGGUUCUGUUCCUCUGCCGUAUAUCCAGGGCAUGGUAUUCAGUUUGUCCGCAAUGAUGCGAAGAUAUUUCGCUUUUGUAGAUCCAAAUGCCACAAGAACUUCAAGAUGAAGAGGAAUCCUCGCAAGGUGAAAUGGACUAAGGCCUAUAGGAGGUUGCAUGGAAAGGACAUGACACAGGAUUCUACCUUUGAGUUUGAGAGGAGGCGUAAUAGGCCAGAGAGAUAUGACAGGAAUGUCACAGAAAACACACUGAAGGCCAUUAAGACGAUUGAUAAAGUCAGAUCAAGGAGGGAAUCCAAACACAUUGAGAGGAGAAAGAAGGGAAAGAAGGGCCAGCAGAUGAGAGAGGCAGUAAAGGAGCUAGAGCAGAGCAUCAGCUUAGUCAAAGCCCCAGCUAUCCUCAGAGAGGAUCCAUCUCUUACUCUUCCAAAGAUCAUGGUCAAGGUAUCCCAAGCACAGGAGAGCCAACGCAUGGAAGAAUGAGUCCUCAGUCCAGUAAUGUUUCUGAUCAGUGGAUCUUGUGUUAUUGAAAAAGAAAAAAAGAAAAUAUUUUCUCUCCUCUUUUUUUUUUUUUUUUGGUUUACUCUCAAUGCUAUGAAUGAAUUUGUUCAAAAGUUCUUUCUCCUAAGCCUAGUAUUGAUGGAUGCGUAUAAUGUCUCCCUAAACGCAAUGACUCUGCAAUUGAGCAUAUCCCUCUUAACAAUUGCUUCAUCUGAGAAUGAGAAUGGAAAAGACUUCAAUUAGUUUGAAGUGGAUCUAAUUUUUUUAAUAUUAUAGCAAGUUCAGCUA